UCCUGGAUCCUUUUCGGAUGAAUUCUUGAUCUAUCGUUGCGCAAUAAUUUUUGACACUAGGCUGACUAUCCUAACCAAUUUCACGUUUUGUUAGUUCACAAUUAAAAAUGAGUGGUCCACUAGAUAAACUGCAUGUUAUUGUAGAAUCUGGGAAAAGUAAACAAACUGUUGCAGCAUUGGAUCCGAGAUGGAUGGAACAAGUACAGUUUGUAAGUUAUCAGCCUCCACCCAAAAAUCUGUCAGACAAAGGGCAAUAUGAAGCUUGGUUAGAAAGGUUAAAGUUCAUAGAGGAUGAUCUACACUGGCUACUGCAGCUUCCACAUGACAAAUUCUGGUGUCAGGCAAUAUUUGACGAGACACUGCAUCGCUGUAUAGACAGUUAUCUACGGUUUGCUCCACGAUCAUACAAUAUACUAGCUGAUUUCCCAGACAAUGCUAGAGAUAGACAUAAUCAAGUUCAUAGACUUGUCUUCAUGACAUGCGUCCGUAUGUCGACAUAUAAAGAAUCCAAGGAAUGUUAUAUUACCCCAAGUGUAUUUGGUGAGAUUCUUUAUGAGAAUUUUAUAUUUGACAUUCCAAAGCUGUUAGACAUAUGUGUACUAUAUGGACAGGGUAAUGGCCCUUUGUUGACCAAAAUGAUUGAAAACAUCUUUACCAAGCAGCCAAAAUACAACGAGGAUCUGGAGCAAACCAUUGGUACACUAUCACAGGUAUUUGACAGUGUCAUGGGUAAAUGUGGAAUCAGGUUUGACAGUGGCUCCCACUCUCCACAGAAGCUUAGUGACCAUAGCAACAUGAAACAGCCAUUGGUUACUAUGAGUGUGACAGAGUAUACAGACAUUGUGUUGUAUCUGUCAGAUAUUGGAAUGACCUUGACCUCAUUUUUAGAAGUUUAUCCAUCAGCUUGCCAAGCGUUUCAUGAUAGUGAUUUUCUAGUGAGGUUACCAUCAUUUUAUGAAGCUGUUAUACCAGAAGCUUUGUCAGCUUUGAAACUGAGAGACAUUGAGACAAAAGAAAAGCUUUUACUGAAGCAGUAUUUAAUCCAGGCCAAGAAAUGCCUUUUGACUGUUUUCCAAACUAUAAUGGCCCAGUGCUGUAUACAACCUAUAUUAGAGAAAAGGGAACCAGUUAUAGACUUUGUAGAUGAUUAUCUCCAUAUUGUAUCAUCUGUAUUAGCAGAACGAAGAUUUUUGGCAGAUUAUGAGAGUUUACACAGUUUCCAAGGUGACAUUGAGAUUUUGUCACAGGCAGCAUGUGGAAUUGAUGAGACACGCCUUCAGUAUAUACAAGAUGCUGUUAAUAGUGCAUUCUCUACAUAUGGAAAGAGAAAGUCCCCAAAAGGUGCAAUGAAAAGAGGUGGGAGAAGAAGUCCUGAUGGGUCGUCUGGUGAAAUGGUUGGAGCUGUAGGUGGAGGAAACACAUCACCUGUGCAGCAGAUGGCUACAAGUGUGCCGGCAGAUGUAUACCAAGUAGAAGAUUCUGAUAUUGUAGGAGCAUGUGCCCCACAAGUGACAGGUGUGGAGCUGGACUCAAUGGUGUCCUCUGUGAAAGAUUUAUUACCAGACCUUGGUGAGGGAUUCAUUGAGGUAUGUUUAGAAGAGCUGAAUUAUGACAUAGAGAGAGUUAUAAAUGCUGUAUUAGAGGAUAGACUGCCGCAAUCACUCCAGGAGGUUGAUAGACAAAUACCAAGAAAGCAACGUGCAGUUACCCCACCCAGUUUGUUACAUGAAAGGAAGAAUAUUUAUGACUUUGAUGAGUUUGAUGUUUUCCACAGAGAUGAUAUAGACAAACAGAAAAUACGUAAAGGCAAACUAGACAAAACAGAAAAUGUCAGUAUAGGUGACCAAGCUGAAUUAAAGGAUAUAAAGUCUGCUAUAAGUAAAGACUAUGGUGUGAUACACGAGGUCGUGAUAGACGACGGAACGGUGACGUAUACACGUGACAUGUACGAUGACGAGUAUGAUGACACGUACGAUGUGAAUAACGUAGGGGCAGAUGAUGCUGACUCUGCUGAUGAACUUACAACUGUCAGACCAUUUACAACACCUCGGAUACUUGGAGGUCAAACACGGACAGACAGACAUAAUUAUUCAGAAUCUGAGGUAUACAAUAAGGCCUUACAUCCAAAUACUAGUAGUUAUAAUAACUUACAAUGGUUAUAUGAAUCUGAUGAAGAUGCAAAUGCUUGCAAAAACGUGACAAUUUUGUUUGAAGAUCCUGCAGUGCUUAGACAAAGGGCUGAAGAAAGGGCAAGAUACAAAGCUGGGAGGGCAAAACCCAGUCAGGCUCCAAAGACUCAUGAUGUCAAAGGUGGACCUAAAGGUCAAGGUCAAAGCUCAGAGGUGUUGCGUAAUAGAAAAUGGAAAACUCAGCAUAAAGGUGACUUUAAAAGAGCUGCAGCUGAUAGAAAAAGAAAAGUUUAAUUUCUGUAUAAUUUACAUAUCACACCUUACUAUGAAGAAAGACAGCAGUGAAAUAUAACUCUUGACCAACUUGUGCCAGAUUUAACCUACUUUGAAUUUUUGGAACAGUCAAUUUAAAGUUUAGGGGAUUUCAAUAUCAAAGUACAGAAAUAAGUUACCAACAGUGUAGAGCCUGUGCAGAUUGCAUGUAAGUUCAUGCUGGCCUGGCUUUAUACUGAGGUCACAAUCUAAUUACUUCAAGCAGAUUAAUGAAUAAUCUUUCAUCUGUAUAAAUGAAUGGAUAAUGACCAUAAUAAAGAAUUCAGGCUCCUAGUCAUAAAUACAGCAGUAAGCAGUAGAAUGACAGCGCAUUUAAUCCUUAACUUUCCAUCUUUGAAUCUAUUAAAAUGUAGUUCAACUUUACUGUGUUAAUGUUCUCUCCAAAAUCAGUCUUCUAACUAUUUAUAUAAAUGUUCUGUUAAAGUUAAAGCAUUAUAUUUUAAGAUUAUUAUUUUAUCUACACGUGUUACUAAAGAUAACCUAAUCAUUGGCUUGUUGCUAUUUAAUGUUGUAUGGUAUCAUAAAAUUAAAAAGUUGAAAAUA
This is a messenger RNA of Ruditapes philippinarum (Manila clam), 3005 nucleotides long. Its product is annotated as activating signal cointegrator 1 complex subunit 2-like. The transcript is spliced from 17 exons. Gene Ontology annotation, molecular function: ubiquitin binding. The record is from RefSeq and is a predicted model, not a curated record. Lineage: Eukaryota; Metazoa; Mollusca; Bivalvia; Venerida; Veneridae. Bases 108 to 2423 code for a protein of 771 amino acids. Gene Ontology annotation, biological process: regulation of DNA-templated transcription.